This is a messenger RNA of Clarias gariepinus (North African catfish), 1037 nucleotides long. It is a transcript of the gene ppil6, whose product is annotated as peptidylprolyl isomerase (cyclophilin)-like 6. Gene Ontology annotation, biological process: protein peptidyl-prolyl isomerization. NCBI's taxonomy places the organism in Eukaryota, Metazoa, Chordata, Actinopteri, Siluriformes, Clariidae. The transcript is spliced from 8 exons. Gene Ontology annotation, molecular function: peptidyl-prolyl cis-trans isomerase activity. The record is from RefSeq and is a predicted model, not a curated record. Bases 38 to 919 code for a protein of 293 amino acids.
CUCGGAUUGUUUACAGGUUAAGGCGCAGUAGUUCAAUAUGCCGUUUGUAGCGCAGUUAGAAAUUAUUGGUUUGUUAAAAACGCCUCAUUUUCAUGCGGCCAAAAGUAUUGCCGAGGCUUUGAAACAAAAAUUCCCAGCUUCAUUUGCUGAUCCGUCUAUUCGCCCAAUGCUUGAAAGUGACUGGCAUGUUUAUAUAACCAAUAAGAAAAAGGAGCUCAGGGGGGAGAUGUGGGAGUACGCAGGAAAUGUGGUGUGUCUGCUGAAUGGGAGUGUGCUGGGAGAUGAGAAGCAGCUGAGUCUUUGGGCAGAGAACCAGUGGACUUUCAGCUAUUUCCGUCCACAAGCACUUUACGCAGCUCUCGCCCAGGAGUGCCUCACCAAACACCUGCAAAGCACAGGGCAUGUUUUUGUAUAUAUGGAUGUUGUGAUUGGAGGCGAGGCAGCUGGGCGACUGCUGUUUGAGUUGUUCUCAGAUCUGUGUCCAAAGACAUGUGAAAACUUUAAAGCCCUGUGCACUGGAGAGGCGGGCACCUCUCAGAGCGGACUGUCACUCUGCUAUAAGGACUCCUUAUUCCACAGAGUAGUGCCUAAUGGCUGGGUGCAGGGAGGAGACAUUACAGUAGAAAGGAGAGGUGAUGGUGGGGAGUCAAUCUAUGGCCCAAUAUUUGAAGAUGAGAAUUUCUCGGUGUCUCAUGCCAAGCGAGGCAUCCUGGGUAUGGCCAAUCAAGGUGCUCACACUAACAGUUCUCAGUUCUACAUCAUACUCCAGCCAGCCCUGUGGAUGGACAGAAAAUAUGUAGCCUUUGGGCAAGUUGUUGAAGGCACAGAGGUUCUCAGGAGACUAGAAGAGGUGCCCACUUAUAACGAAAGGCCAAAACAAGACUGCAGGAUAGUCACAUGUGGAUUGUUUCAUCCUUGAUCAAUCAUCAUGGUGUUAGAUUAAAAAAGAAAACCUUUCACUUGUGUCAGCUGCAGUACAUACACCAGUAUCUCACUUGAAAAAUAACCAUGUAGAAAUGUUUGUAUUUAACUCAGCU